AUGUUUGCCACGCUCGUUCCCUUUUGUUUCUCGUUAACCUUCGUUUCAUUGACCUUGACCAAGCUGGUCCACCUCUCCAUCCACGCCAAGACCGUCUCCUUGGCUGCCUUUGUCCUUUUCCUACCCUCGCUGCUUCUCCCGGACCUCCUGGUCAUUUUGGUGUCACGUCUAGCUCUGCGACAGAAGAAGGGCGUUGCUGCUGUCACCGCCUGCGUGCUAGGCUGUAUUUUCUCUCUCAUCGUUUUUGGCGCCGCUUCUUCACAAAUUGGCUUCUUUUACUCAACCGGCAAUGAGAUUAAGUGGUCCGAGGCACGAAGCUAUGCUGGCGACAAGGAUGGCAUGAAGAUCCUGCUCAGCGGUCUCAACACCGUCAUUGCAUCUGGGCUCCUCAUUUUUGGUCUUGCCUGGGUUGCUAAGUGGUAUCUUUACAGAGGGGUUGGCGGAUUGCUGGUCUUGGUCGCAACACCUAUCAACUAUGUCUGGACAUCAUGCCGAGGCUCCAAGGCCCAGAGACGCCGCAACUACUACCCUCGAUCCCCCAACACACUCCUCGACCCAUACAGCUCCGAUAGCGACACUAGCGACUCUAGCGAUGACUUCGACGAGAUGAAAGGUGGCCUGGAGAGUGGCUAUGGAGACAACCGGGAGGAAUACCCGACUCAAAAGACACCAUGGCUCAUUGUUAGUGGUGUUGCCGUCUUCAUCACGCUCACCACCCUCUGCCGGCCGUUCGCGCCGUACCACAUGAUGUCGGCCACCCUCCCCCUUCAGAUGCUCGAGAUGUUCAAGUCGACGCCCGAUGUGUGCGCUGAGAAUGCUGCGCUCAACGGAAACCCGUGGCCUUACCCCGAGCAGCUUGAAGUGUCCAAGUGGGAGAGUCCCAAUGGUCACUUCAAGGGAUGGGCUCCGGGAAGCAACAACGAUUACGUUCAGCAGUACCGCGACACAGUCCCCGAUUGGCUCCCCGAGGAGGUUCCUUCUGGCUUUGGCAAGUGGUCUUUGAAGAAGGCAGUUCCUGAGGAGGUUGAGAAGACCGACAACUCGACCGACAAGGCUAAGAACAGCUGCCCUGGCAUCGAGGCCCAGGACGCCUUUUACAACCCUGUCAGCGACCCCAUGAAGAUUUCGAACCAGGACAGCGACAUCUUGGAGGUGCUGCAGGACGUGCUCAACAACGGAACCGUCAAGAUCAAGCACGUUGCUUUGAUCAUGAUGGAGAGUUUCCGAGAGGAGCUCUUCCCUCUUCAAUAUGGUUCUGACAUGCACAAGAUCAUUAUGCAGGCUAACAAGGGCAAGAAUGAGGAUGAGAUUAACGCUCGACUUGCUGGCCUGGGACCCGUUGCCCAGCGCAUUACUGGAAAGUCGGCAGACUUCAAGAAGAAGGACGGUUCCGCUUUCGACCCUGUAGCAAUUCCCCAGUGGAACGACACAACCGAGGAGGGAUUUGGUGGCAUCAAUGUCGUUGGAGGUUUCACAACAUCUUCUCUUUCAUUCAAGAGCAUGGCCGCCAUUCACUGCGGUGCCUGGUCCAUGCCCGUCGACGGCUUCGAGGAGUCCGAGACACAGGCUUACCAAGCUUGUAUUCCCCAGGUUCUGGAACUCUUCAACAAGAUCAAGGAGGACAAGCCCAGCGAGGACUUUUUGGACCAGCAGUGGUACCCCGCCUUCUUCCAGUCCAUCACCGACGGAUACGAUCGUCAAGACAAGUUUGACGAAAAGAUCGGCUUCAAGCACAUUGUCACUAAGGACCGACUGGACGCUGACGCCAAGGAGGGCGAGUUGGAGGAGAUCAACUACUUUGGAUACGCCGAGACGACCCUCAAGUCCCACAUCAAGGACUACAUCACCAAGAUCCAGAAGGAGAACAAGCGCAUGUUCUUCUCUCACUUUACCAGCACCACUCAUCACCCCUGGGGCGUGCCUCAAUCCUUCAAGUCCGAGGAGUAUCUCCAGACUCACGGCAAGAAUGGAUGGCACGAAGACUUUAACAACUACAUGAACGCGAUCCGCUUCACAGACGCGUGGCUCGGUGAGCUCAUGCAGACCUUUGACGACUUUGGCAUCUCCAACGAAACCCUCGUCGUCUUUGUCGGCGACCACGGCCAGGCCUUCAAGGAAGACCAGCGCUCCAAGACCGGCACCUACGAGAACGGCCACGUCAGCAACUUCCGCGUGCCCAUCACCUUUAGACACCCCAAUAUUCCUCGGGUCCAAUAUAAUGCUAAUGCCACCUCCAUUUCUAUCCUCCCCACUAUUCUCGACCUCCUCAUCAACACCGGCUCGCUCAACAAGAAGGACACAGCAGCCGCAUCCGACCUUAUCCACGACUACGAAGGCCAAUCCCUAAUCCGACCAUACAAGUCCUCGCACAACGGCCGCAGGGCCUGGAACUUUGGCAUCAUCAACGGCGGAGCCAGCAUGCUUUCCAUGACCUCUGCCGAUGCCCCCUGGAGGAUCGUCAUCCCUCUAGACCAAAAUACCCAAUAUCGGUUCACCGAUCUGAAGAACGACCCUCUGGAGCUUGCGCCGUUCGAGAAGUGGUCCAUGAGCGACUUGGCCAAGGGCGUCAAGUCCAAGUAUGGCGAGGAGGCUGCGCAAUGGGCCAUCGAGGCCGAGGCCGUCUCCAAGUGGUGGGGUCCAGAGCGAAAACGGCUCUGGGGCUUUAAUUCUAAUAAAGAAGAAUAA
Messenger RNA from Fusarium keratoplasticum, 2685 nucleotides. RefSeq names its product Sulfatase domain-containing protein. The transcript is spliced from 3 exons. Lineage: Eukaryota; Fungi; Ascomycota; Sordariomycetes; Hypocreales; Nectriaceae. Bases 1 to 2685 code for a protein of 894 amino acids. The record is from RefSeq and is a predicted model, not a curated record.